This is a messenger RNA of Pogonomyrmex barbatus (red harvester ant), 1140 nucleotides long. RefSeq names its product stromelysin-1-like. Gene Ontology annotation, cellular component: extracellular matrix. The record is from RefSeq and is a predicted model, not a curated record. Gene Ontology annotation, biological process: extracellular matrix organization; collagen catabolic process; proteolysis. Lineage: Eukaryota; Metazoa; Arthropoda; Insecta; Hymenoptera; Formicidae. Gene Ontology annotation, molecular function: zinc ion binding; metalloendopeptidase activity.
AUGUGGGCUGCGAAUUCGUCGCUGACGUUCGAGCGCAAUUCGACGAAUCCCGAUAUCGUGAUAUCGUUUCGGAAAGGUUUUCACACGUUUGUAGAUCCUCGGCAUCAAGGUAGCCGAAUAUGUCCGUCGUUGCUGGACGGACCAGGAAACGUGUUAGCUCACACUUUUUUACCAUCGUCAGAAGUGUCAGAGGUGCACGUGGAUAGCGCGGAGAAGUGGUACAUCGAGUUAACUGUUAAUCCUGACGAUACGAUUCAUCUGUUGCAUACGUUGACGCACGAGAUCGGUCACGCAUUAGGAUUACAUCACAGUCCUUUAAAAGAUGCGAUAAUGUACGCUUUUGUUCCCUCUAAGACCUUUCCCGUGCGAUUGAGCGAGGCGGAUUUUCUCGCCAUUCAGAAUUUAUACGGUUUAAGAAAUAAGAGCGAAAUUGCGGGACCAGUUACGACGACCGUAGCGACGACCACGAUUGCGACGCGCGAUACGGGAUUCCGUGGAUCUGUCGAUCUAAACGGAAAAUCUUACGGUAGGUCGUUGUUACUGACGGACUAUCUGCAUUUCCUUCCCGAUAAUUUUACGCGUUUGGCGGGUGCGUAUCGACGACCUUCGGGCCAACUCGUAUUGUUUGUUGACAAUACGGUUUAUAUGAUAGAAUAUCCGAGUUUUGAGCUAGUACCGGGUUGGCCAAGGAAAUUGAAAGAUAUGAAUCUUCCUCCUAAUGCGAAAAUUAAUGCUGUGAUUAAUACUAACACGGGACGAACGUUCGCGAUCUACAACGACGAGAUCGUGGCCGAGAUCGACGAUUGCUCGAUGAUAGCCGUCAGGCAUAAUUCGUUGCACGCGAUAUUUCCUGGGAUUCCACCUGCUGUAACGUCCGCCGUUCGAUACAUCGACGGUAAUCUGUACUUUUUUGUUAAACGACAGUUCUUUAAAUAUAACAAAUUUACUAGAAGUGUAACUAUGGCCGGUAAAUUUGAUUCGGAGAUUUUUGGUAUCGUGUGUCCAAAGGACGGAUUGUUAGAGCAACUGCGCGCUCUUUUGAAAAGACUCGCUCAGAUGAGGAACGUAUUUUCGAGCGAGGAUGAUUUAGAAGAGGAGAGGGAGGAGGAAGAGGCACGGAAGUUUUCGCAUAAUGUAUAG